AUGGCCAAAAUCCUCGCAAAUGCCUCUUGCUUGAAGACCGAGAACAUUAUUGGCGGCAAGCCAGCCUCUGCAAACCAGUUUCCGUACCAAGUAUCCCUGCGAAGGGGUAACUCCAGUUUCUGCGGCGGUUCCUUGAUCUCCCCCGACGUUGUGCUCACUGCAGCUCACUGUUUCCGCCGCAACUCCACCCUACCCGUCACCGUCCUCGCCGGAAUCGUCGAUUUGAACACCGGCAAAGGCGAGAGUAACACCGUCUCCCACGUCACCUUACACCCCGGGUUUAAGAAACAGCCUAAUUCUUUGUACAUCAACGACAUUGCAGUACUUAAGCUGUCGAAAAAGUUCAAUGUCCAAAAUAACCCAAAGGUCAGUACGAUAGAUUUGCCCGUAAAUAAUGACAAAACUUACGCUGGGGAGACGGCGCUUAUUUCGGGUUACGGGUGGAAUAAAAUUUGGCCGAGGGUCAACAAAACGGGCAGCAAGAAGUGGGACGGUAGAUCGGAAAAGCUGCUAAAGUACGCGCUCGUGGAGGUUCUCGAAAAUCAUCAGUGCAAACAUAAAUUCCCAUCAUACUUGUGUGGUCGCGUGAUUCCACAGUCCCCGGAGGACAAGAAUUUGGGGGUUUGCUUUGGAGACAGUGGUGGUCCUCUUGCACACAAUAACACGCUUAUCGGAGUGGUCAGUCAGGGUCCAAUGUCCUGCAACGACUGGAAACGUCCAACCAUGUACACCAGGGUUUCCCUGUUUUUGGAGUUCAUUGCAGUUGCCAUGAAAACUCGAGCAAACGAUUGA
This is a messenger RNA of Copidosoma floridanum, 792 nucleotides long. RefSeq names its product trypsin. The record is from RefSeq and is a predicted model, not a curated record. Lineage: Eukaryota; Metazoa; Arthropoda; Insecta; Hymenoptera; Encyrtidae. Gene Ontology annotation, molecular function: serine-type endopeptidase activity. Gene Ontology annotation, biological process: proteolysis.